This is a messenger RNA of Suricata suricatta (meerkat), 2486 nucleotides long. RefSeq names its product 3-oxoacid CoA-transferase 1 (gene OXCT1). NCBI's taxonomy places the organism in Eukaryota, Metazoa, Chordata, Mammalia, Carnivora, Herpestidae. Gene Ontology annotation, cellular component: mitochondrion. Gene Ontology annotation, molecular function: succinyl-CoA:3-oxo-acid CoA-transferase activity. The coding region runs from base 132 to 1694 and encodes 520 amino acids. The record is from RefSeq and is a predicted model, not a curated record. Gene Ontology annotation, biological process: ketone body catabolic process. The transcript is spliced from 18 exons.
CGACACGCGGUCGAGCCUCCAGCCCGCCCCUCGCGCGCCUGCCUCUCGCUCCCUUCCCGUUGACGCGGCGGCGGAUCGGCACAUUCACGCGCGCGCUGCAGCCCGCCGUCUCCUCCCAGCCCGGCGCGAACAUGGCGGCCCUCAAACUCCUCUCCGCCUGGCCCCGGCUCUGCGCCUCCACCUGCCGCUCCGGCGGCGUCUGGUCCAAGGGAUGUGUUGGCUACUUUUCAACCAGCACACAUCUCCAUACCAAAUUUUAUACAGAUCCAGUGGAAGCUGUAAAAGACAUCCCUGACGGUGCAACAAUACUGGUUGGUGGUUUUGGGUUAUGUGGUAUUCCAGAGAACCUUAUAGGAGCUUUACUGAAGACGGGCGUAAAAGGGCUGACUGCAGUCAGCAACAACGCAGGGGUUGACAACUUUGGCCUGGGCCUUUUGCUCCGAUCCAAGCAGAUAAAACGCAUGGUGUCUUCCUAUGUGGGAGAAAAUGCAGAAUUUGAACGACAGUACUUGAGUGGUGAAUUAGAAGUAGAGCUGACACCUCAGGGCACGCUUGCAGAGCGGAUUCGUGCAGGUGGGGCUGGAGUUCCUGCAUUUUAUACCAGCACCGGGUACGGGACCCUGGUGCAACAAGGAGGGUCACCGAUCAAAUACAACAAAGAUGGCAGCAUUGCCAUUGCCAGUAAGCCAAGAGAGGUGAGGGAGUUUAACGGCCAGCAUUUUAUUUUGGAGGAAGCUAUUACGGGAGAUUUUGCUCUGGUGAAAGCCUGGAAGGCAGACCAAGCAGGAAACGUGAUUUUCAGGAAAAGUGCAAGGAAUUUCAAUUUGCCGAUGUGCAAAGCUGCAGAAACCACAGUGGUGGAGGUUGAAGAAAUUGUGGAUAUUGGAUCAUUUGCCCCAGAAGACAUCCAUAUUCCUAAGAUUUAUGUACAUCGCCUUAUAAAGGGAGAAAAAUAUGAGAAAAGAAUUGAGCGUUUAUCAAUCCGGAAAGAGGAAGAUGUAAAAACCAAAUCCGAUAAACCUGGAGAUAAUGUAAGGGAACGUAUCAUCAAGCGGGCAGCUCUUGAAUUUGAGGAUGGCAUGUAUGCCAAUUUGGGCAUAGGAAUUCCACUUCUGGCCAGCAACUUCAUCAGCCCAAAUAUCACAGUUCAUCUACAAAGUGAAAAUGGAAUCCUGGGUUUGGGCCCAUAUCCAUCACAAAAUGAAGUUGAUGCAGAUCUAAUCAAUGCAGGCAAGGAAACAGUUACUGUUCUUCCAGGAGCCUCUUACUUCUCCAGCGAUGAGUCAUUUGCAAUGAUUAGAGGGGGCCAUGUCAAUCUAACAAUGCUAGGAGCAAUGCAGGUUUCCAAAUAUGGUGACCUUGCUAACUGGAUGAUACCUGGGAAGAUGGUGAAAGGAAUGGGAGGAGCAAUGGAUCUAGUGUCCAGUGCUAAGACCAAAGUGGUGGUCACCAUGGAGCAUUCUGCAAAGGGAAAUACACAUAAAAUCAUGGAGAAAUGUACAUUGCCACUGACUGGAAAGCAGUGCGUCAACCGCAUCAUUACUGAAAAGGCUGUGUUUGACGUGGACAGCAAGAAAGGACUGACUCUGAUUGAACUCUGGGAAGGCCUGACCGUGGAUGACAUCAAAAAGAGCACCGGGUGUGAUUUUGCAGUUUCACCCAAACUCAUGCCAAUGCAGCAGAUCACAGCUUGAAGUGUGGAAUCGACAUUUGUCUCAGGUACCAAGAUGCACACAUAUAGAAGACCAAAGUAUUUGAAGAGUCACAUAUGUUAUGUCCAUAGUAUCAAACUCGAUAUGAGAUUGUCAAAGAGAGAACAAUGGCAUUUAAGAUGAAAUUGCUAAAGAAUAAAUGUUUCUUCCUGCCCAGCCCCCAACCAAAAAUGCAUAUGGUGAAAUCCCAGUCCACACUGUUGGGCCUUUUGGAAGUAAUUAGGUUUAGAGGAAGUUAUGCAGGUGGAUCCUUCAUGGUGGGAUGAGUCCCUUAAAAGAAAGGGAAACACCAGAGCCCAUUUUCUCUCUGCCAUGUGAGAAUGCAAGAAGUCAUCAUUGAAGAAGUCUUCAAAUGAUGAGAAGGGCCCUCACCAGACACCGAAUCUUCCAGCAACUUGAUCUUGGACUUUACAGCCUCCAGAACUGUGAAAAAUAAAUGCUUCCUGUUUAAGCCACCCAGUCUAUGGUAUUUGUUAUAGUAGGCUGAACUAAGACAUAUGUGAUCAACUUGGAGAAUGCUCAGGAUGAUGAUUUAAAAAGACUCAAACUAUGGAGAAAGAAUAAUGUACAUGGAAUAUUUAACUUGAACUAGAGAAGCUAAAGGAGUUAUUUAACAAUGUAAAGAAGGUACUGUGUAUAACUGGUGAAGAAUGUCCUAGGUCAAGGAAAGGAGAAGAAAAGGAUUAGCUAGGCAUUUCAUUUAGACAUUAAGCAGCAUUUCCUGACGAUGGGAUUUUUAAAGAACAGAGAUUAAAUUACUUACCUGUUUAUUUA